This is a messenger RNA of Abrus precatorius (Indian licorice), 1138 nucleotides long. RefSeq lists its product as uncharacterized. The transcript has 4 exons. Bases 87 to 830 code for a protein of 247 amino acids. The record is from RefSeq and is a predicted model, not a curated record. NCBI's taxonomy places the organism in Eukaryota, Viridiplantae, Streptophyta, Magnoliopsida, Fabales, Fabaceae.
AAGGAAGCAAAAAAUGUUUGUCUAUUGUAUAGCAUAAGGAAGAAAAAUCACUAUUAUACGUGGUUGAUGUUUUCUGUGAUCAAUCUAUGUUUGGCGGCGGAGGAAAGUGGUUGCGCUUCUCGGAGCGAUUAAGGUUCCUCACAACAUCAGUCUCCACCAACGCCAGAACCAGUUCCUUUUGCACUACAGCUAAGAACAACACCAACAGCACCGACAACAACAACGUUAACAUUGCUGAUGAAAGGUAUCGGCAGCUACAGAAUCUCGACAUGAUGACUGCCGCUAAGAUCCUCUUCACCGAUCCUCCUCAGAAGAAGAAGUUUGGGUUUGAUUUCCAUCUUGUACAGUUUUUUUUUGCCUGCUUGCCUUCGUUGGCUGUGUAUUUGGUGGCGCAGUAUGCUCGUUAUGAAAUGAGAAAAAUGGAGGUGGAAGUUGAGCAGAAAAGGAAGCAGAAGGAAGAAGAAGAAGCAAAAGAAAAAGAAAAGGAAAUGGAGCUAAACCCUCCUGAGGAAAAGGAAGAAAAAUCUGAUCCCGAGCUUUCAGAGGUGAAAGUGAGACUUGAGAAACUUGAAGAGGCUGUGAAGGAGAUUGUGGUUGAAACAAAGACACAAUCAAGCAACAACCAAGCCAAAAAUCUGGCGACUGAUGAUGAGAAAAAACAACUAAAUUCUUCUGCACCAAAGGACACUAAGACCACCAAUUCUGCACCAAAUGAAGAGAACAAGGGUUCAGUAGCUACUCCAAAUGAGGAGAACAAGGGUUCAGUGACUACUUCAAAUUCUCCUCUUCCGGAUCCCAAAGGCCAGAAUCAAAGUGGUGGGGUUUCUUAAGGUGCUAAGAUCUUAAGAAAAUUUUGAUGUCAAUAUACAUAAUUGAUCAGAAACUGUACGGCUUUUCAUUGAAAUUCUUAAAAAAUGAAUAGUUAUUUGAAGCUUGAAAGCAACUCCUUGUUGGGCUUUAUGUUGCCUGCAAUCAUGUAAGAAUCCAGUAAAUUAAUAGAUCUCUUCUAAGCUACGAUCAUUUUGAAUGUCUUGUGGAGUAAACUUUGGAUGUAUCAUGCAUGGCAUUUCCUUAGGAAGAGGCAGGUUAUUUUUUGACUUUAAAUUAUGGUACUCUUUAUCACAGACAGUGCACUUUG